AAAAAAAGAGAGGCAUAUCUCUGGCACCACAUGAAAGCUGCAGAUGAAUUAGCUAGCACGACCUAGCUAGCUGGGGCCUGGGACAGGCCAACAGCUAGUACUGAAGCAAGUACUGUACACACGGCACAAUCUGCGCUAGAGGCCCAGGGCUAGCUUAGCUUGCUCCGGUAUCCAUGGUCCUCGAUCCUCAAGCGGCCAUAUAGCCCGCCCCACACCACCAACCACUAACCUACCUCAAAGCAUCAUCGUCGUCAACCUCAACCUUAUCAUGCACAGUUGACACCGAAAGGAGAGAGAGACCCAUUCUAUCCUGCUGCGAAUUCUGUGCCCCGCCCGCCCAACCAAGAACCGCACUUGCAUCGUCCAGAUCGAUCAUCGCUAGCGCAUAUAUGCAGGCAUAUAUGGAGGGAGGCCAGUUGUUGGGGGCUUGCUGCCUUCCUGGCUUCCUUGUGCCGGAUCACUACGCCGCCUUCCCUCUUCCUCUCCCGCUACAACUUCCUAGCCAGCCAAACGAUAAUAGGCUUUUCCAGAUGCCGUUUGACCAGGAAGAAGCCGAGAACCAUGGCGGGAUGCUCUACUCCGACCAAUGUGGACUAUACCCGCUGCCGGCCUUCGGCAGCUGCUCUGCUGCCGCCGGCGCAACAGCGAAGCCUACUGCUGGUUUCAUGCCCAGUACUAUUGGCGCUGAGACGAAGGUCUGCACCUCGCUGACUACUAAAGGUUGCAACGAGAGUAAUAGCACAUGGUGGAAGGGGUCAGCAGCUACGAUAGCGGAGAGAGGGAAGAUGAAGGUGAGGAGGAAGAUGAGGGAACCGAGGUUUUGCUUCCAGACCAGAAGCGAUGUGGAUGUACUGGAUGAUGGCUACAAGUGGAGGAAGUACGGGCAGAAGGUUGUCAAGAACAGCCUCCAUCCAAGGAGCUAUUUCCGGUGCACCCACAGCAACUGCCGCGUGAAGAAACGGGUGGAGCGGCUGUCGACGGACUGCCGCAUGGUGAUGACCACGUACGAGGGCCGCCACACGCACUCUCCCUGCAGCGACGACGCUUCCUCCGGCGACCACACCGAUUGCUUCAGCUCCUUUUGAUGAACCGUAUCUGUUCUGUCGUCCCACGACCACGAUAGAUGUUGUUGGUGAUCACGGUCUUCAAUCUUGCCGAAUGAAUGACAGAGCGUGUGGUCGAUGAACCCUAGCUAGUCAUGCAUGCGUAGUGUACUCAUCAUGUAAUCCGAUGUGAUAGAUGGUCCAUCGUCCAUCGGUGUAGGCGGUCAUGUGUAGUGUUGUAUCAAAUAAAGCUACACUGCCUUUUGUUCACUUAUAUUAGCUGGUUUUAUUUCUGUGUAUGCUAUA
Molecule: messenger RNA, 1349 nt
Organism: Zea mays
Lineage: Eukaryota; Viridiplantae; Streptophyta; Magnoliopsida; Poales; Poaceae
Product: probable WRKY transcription factor 51
Exons: 4
Coding region: 390-1085 (231 amino acids)
Biological process (GO): regulation of DNA-templated transcription
Molecular function (GO): DNA-binding transcription factor activity; sequence-specific DNA binding
Source: RefSeq, a predicted model, not a curated record